Messenger RNA from Asterias rubens (European starfish), 3088 nucleotides. RefSeq names its product carbohydrate sulfotransferase 11-like. The transcript has 3 exons. The record is from RefSeq and is a predicted model, not a curated record. Lineage: Eukaryota; Metazoa; Echinodermata; Asteroidea; Forcipulatida; Asteriidae. Gene Ontology annotation, molecular function: sulfotransferase activity. Bases 131 to 1270 code for a protein of 379 amino acids. Gene Ontology annotation, biological process: carbohydrate biosynthetic process. Gene Ontology annotation, cellular component: membrane.
UGACGGCUGUGCUCAGGAAGUGGUAUCCUGGUACUGUACUGCAGAGCUGGCUAAUGACAAGGCCUAUAGCUAGGUUUAUAAUAUGUAGGUACAUUGUAGCUUGUGUGUGACCACAGUUUGCACUGUAAAGAUGGCAUCGCAAUCGGAACUAUCACUAAACUUUUUGAAGUGCCGUUUAAAACAUCGCCGAUCGUCUUUUGUUCUGCUGAUGUUAACCGGUUUCCUUUUGGCUGGAUUUGUAUUUCACGAGUUUGGUCAAUUGGAUGGUGGAUUGAUGAAUGAGGGCUCUGCGUUUCGAUUGGCUGCCAGUCGUCUGUUCGUAAAUGAGGUGCCGUGUGAUGCAUCAUGCAAAUGGCUUCGCGAGCAACUAGCCAGAAAAGAGCAAGUCUCUGCAACAUGCAACGCAUACACAAACACAACCAUUGGACAGCGUCUCAAACACAAGCUGAACACCAAAUCCCUGCAGAGAUUAGGCCACCUGCUGGUGCUAGACUCACACAAGUUGAUGUACUGUUAUGUCCCAAAGGUAGGAUGCACCAACUGGAAGCGUAUCCUCCUUGUUCUGAAGGGGGUCUACAAUGAUACCAAACUGAUCGGUCAAUCACAGACGCAUACCCUAACAUCCAAGUUCAUCAAACCCCUCUCUUCGUACUCGCUAGAAGAAGCAACGGAGCGAUUGGAAAACUACACCAAAUUCGUCUUCGUGCGGCACCCGCUGGAGAGAAUCCUCUCAGGUUUCCGGGACAAGUUCCAGAAGGACUACGGCUCCAGCACCAUCUUCAGGAAGAACUUCGGGCCGAAGAUCGCUUCGUACGGCUCCACGAAGAAUGUCCCCGUGCGACCGGAUGGAACACUGAACGUAACCUUCGGUCAGUUUGUACGGUACAUUGGGGAUUCUAAAAACAUAUUCAGCAACGACGGACCGACAGAACACUGGAGCGACAUGUAUAAGAUGUGCCAACCGUGCAUGAUUAAUUAUGACAUCAUCGGCAAGUUCUCGUCACUGCACGAGGACGCUAACUUUACACUACAGGCAGCGGGACUAGACGGCAAGGUAUCAUAUCCGCAAUCCACCAAUCCAACCAACAGUUCCGACGAGGCGCACAUCGCAAGCUAUUUCUCGGACCUGCCGCCCGACGACAUUCGAGCCUUGCUCGCCCGUUAUGUCAUCGACAUGGAUCUAUUUGGUUUCUCUGUCCCGCGUUCGUUUAAGGCAAUGCUGACCAAUGGUACCGAUGGAUUGACACCGAAUGGAACCCCAGACAAGUGAAUGAAUUAGACUAAUUUGCAUAUGACGUCACAGUCACACUCUCAAAAAGCGCCACCACUAAGGCAAAAUGAGGCAGAUGCCUGAACAUCUGACGUCAAACUUUGAGGCUCGUGAAUUUCGCCAGAGGUUCGCUUUCAACCAACGUCCAUAAUCACUUUUGACCUUCCAAUUUUACAUGACCUUCACGGUCGUGUAGAUUCGCAGUUAAAUCUGACGUCAAUGGUAAACAUUUAAAGCCAAUACCUGUCUGUUCUUGUGGAUAAAGACAGCGGACCAGUCUAGAGUAUACCCCUCUAUUGGUCACCAUCACCACCGGAGUCAAACAAUGGAAAUGUGUACGUGCCGUGCAUAACUCUCAGCUAAUGACUGGUCAUCCUUUGAAGUGGGGGCAUAUUUGAGCUUGUGACGUCAUACGCAAGGAUUCUAGAGGACGACGACAAGUGGAUUAGUGCGAGUGAAUUUGAUAUGUAUUAAUGACCAUUCUCGAUAAAGUGCUGCAACGACGUCGAACUGAAAACAUUGUCAUUAUCUUAUAUAAGUUAGUAAGAAUUUUGUAUAACAAUAGUUUGUCAAAUUACACACUAUAUUAAAGGCAUCGCUUGAGAACAAAUAAAGCAUUUCAAAAAUAGCUUUACAGCACAUCACAAACUUAAGGCCAAUAAUAAAAUACACGCACAUUGUAAUUAACUAAUAAUAUCACGGUGCUUGUCAUGCAGUAUGACACCAAGCAAAAUGUGUUCAGUUCAGUUCAGUACAACAUUUAUUUCCAAUUCCUCAAUCAAUAUGAAUACAAUGUUUAUCCACAAUGUGCGAUCCAUGAAAAGAGAUUUUGUAACUAUUUUUCCAAAGUUGAAUUAUUGAUGUUGGCUGCAACUAGUACCGUAUGGUAUAUCACAUUCCAAGUUUAUGAACUACGGUACGAACACCAUUGUGUUCUUACUGUAAGUUAAAAUUUAAGUUGAAUAUAAUAUGGAGCCAAUCAGGCUGGUGUUUAUUUCCGGUUUGCUUGUAUAAAUUUAAUCAUAUUCACCUUGGACAGGAUGUCAGUACAUCUCCGGUUACUCCCCUGAUCUCGCCUGUACCAAUAAUUUGUACUCGUAGGUGGGAAAAAGCAAUUAUGACAAAGUGCCUUCAUAUAUACUUCGUUUUUAAAAGAGCGAGGGCACCAAGGCAUUUUCUGCUUGGUAAAGGGCAACCUAUUUGAGGAAAUUGUACAUUUUUACUAGAGCAUUUUCCAGGGCACCAAGGCAAUGAGCAGGGGGACAUGGAGGCAAUCGCCUUCAUUAGCCUCCGCCGUGAAGUGUCAGUGCUGUGCCUUGCUCUUUAACACAAAGCCCGGAUUCGAAACCAUUAUUCUGCAAAGUAAUACAGAACUUGAGUUCGGCGCCUAGAACACUCGGCCACAACACCCCUUAGGGGUCUGACUGUACUAUUUUAAAAUCCGAAGACUUUAUGCUUCUCUUGGUUUUUUUUGUUUUUGUUUUUUUAACAAUUUUUCUAAAAUUUGUUUCGUAAAAUAUUUAUUUUCAACUGGUUCUUUCAACUAUUUUUAUAAUGGUAUAAAACAUUUAUAAUCAAGUACUUUUCACUUAUAUUCAAGUACUUUUCACUGAAAUCCGGUUUAUACACCACGCGAAAGCAAAUGGCAAUGAUUUUUUGAGGCGCAACAAUUUACUCGCUUUUCCCCCAAUAAUUUGACAUUAUAUGCCUAUAUUAUAUAAUGAUGAAGCAUUGCACUUAAAUUCAUAGAACAUAAAACUACGGUUUUGUUGUGGAUUUCUCUGUUAAUAAUAAACAAAAACGAUCGGUAAAUAUUAA